Molecule: messenger RNA, 543 nt
Organism: Oikopleura dioica
Lineage: Eukaryota; Metazoa; Chordata; Appendicularia; Copelata; Oikopleuridae
Source: the annotation of a GenBank genome assembly
AUGGAAGGCGAAGCUGAUUGGGGACAGGAAGACGUCCGCGACCCCGAAGUCGCUCCCAUCAAGCUCUUCGGACGAUGGGCCACCGACGACAUCUCGGUCAACGACAUCUCCCUCCAAGAUUACUUGGCCUGCACCGACCGAUACGCCAAGUACCUUCCACACACUGGCGGCCGAUACCAGGUCAAACGAUUCCGAAAGGCCCAGUGCCCAAUUGUUGAGCGAUUGGUCAACUCCCUCAUGAUGCACGGCCGAAACAACGGCAAGAAGAUCAUGACCGUCCGAAUCGUCAAGCACGCCUUCGAGAUCAUCCACUUGACCUCCGGCGAAAACCCAAUCCAGAUCCUUCUCCACGCCAUCAUCAACUCUGGCCCACGAGAAGAUUCUACUCGAAUCGGUCGAGCUGGUACUGUCCGACGACAGGCCGUCGAUGUCUCCCUCUCCGACGAGUCAACCAGGCUAUCUGGCUCCUCUGCACCGGCGCUCGAGAAGCUGCCUUCCGAAACAUCAAGACAAUCGCCGAGUGCCUCGCUGAUGAGCUCAUGA